AUGACACUUCCCAAACUACACACUGGACACCAAAGGAAUUACUCCAGGCUGUCACGCAGUCCAUCGGGUUCGAGCAGGACGCCCACCAUGUCUUUUCGCGAGCUUCCAAUGCCGACUGUUUCACGCAUCACUUGUCUUGCACAAGCACAAGCAACUUUACAACACUGCUCGACAAAGUUGUGCAGAUCAUGGCAAAACCAUCCGGCGCGAGUAUCACCGCCAGGUACUCCCAUCGAUGCUGGUGGUCAAAGACAAUUCCAACAAUGGCUCGAUCAGUGGGAACAGGCCUUCACGACAUACCUAUCAUACGCUAUGCCGGCGAUGAAGACAGACGAUGUGACGACAUCGAGAAUACUGAAGGCCAACCACCUUUCGUGUACGAUCCUGGCCUCCGAUAGUGGACCAAACUUCGACAAUGAGUUUCAGGCCAUCGUAGAAUUAGCCGGAGCAAUAGAACAAUCACGUACAAGCAGAUCUGGGAGCGCUUCGAGGUCAGAAUUACCCACGGAGGGGAACGAGCCCUGGAGCUCGAGCACUCUAGACAUACAUGAACCACUCUAUGUUGUCGUUGCUCGAUGCGACCGCAACUCUACCAGGAAGCGGGCCAUGGACCUGUUAGCAAACACCUCUCGACGAUGA
Molecule: messenger RNA, 639 nt
Organism: Fulvia fulva
Lineage: Eukaryota; Fungi; Ascomycota; Dothideomycetes; Mycosphaerellales; Mycosphaerellaceae
Exons: 1
Coding region: 1-639 (212 amino acids)
Source: RefSeq, a predicted model, not a curated record